Molecule: messenger RNA, 3492 nt
Organism: Aspergillus vadensis CBS 113365
Lineage: Eukaryota; Fungi; Ascomycota; Eurotiomycetes; Eurotiales; Aspergillaceae
Product: TPR-like protein
Exons: 6
Coding region: 1-3492 (1163 amino acids)
Biological process (GO): DNA-templated transcription
Cellular component (GO): intracellular anatomical structure
Molecular function (GO): protein binding; zinc ion binding; DNA binding
Source: RefSeq, a predicted model, not a curated record
AUGACGGACGAUUACUUCAACCUAGGCUCGUACGGCCGAACCGUAACGACCAACUCCUCCGACGCCCAGCUAUGGUUUAACCGCGGACUGGUUUGGUCCUACUCCUUCAACCAUGAAGAAGCCUCCCGCUGCUUCAUUAAAGCCAGCAAGGCCGAUGAAAGUUUGGAUCUGGCCACAACUAUCACGGAAAUGAAACCCGUACUCCAACGCGCCCGGGCUCUGGCAGCACAAGGGGCGAGUCCGGCCGAAAGGGCCUUGGUUGAGGCCUUGGGGGCUCGGUUUCCCAGAGAUGAUGUGGAAACGAAGCCAGAGGAUCUGGAUCUUCAUGCGUUAGAUCGUGCUUAUGCAGACGCCAUGCGACCCGUCUACGAGGCUUAUCCGGAGGACCCUGAUAUCGUGGCUCUCUUUGUAGAGUCACUCAUGUGCAUAUCCCCGCGGGCUCUGUGGAAUCUUGACACCGGCGAGCCCUGCGGUCCCCACACGACUGAGGCUCGUCGGGCCCUGGAGAAGGCUAUGGCCUCCCUCCCCGAUGCCAGUAACAAUCCUGCAUACUGCCAUCUGUAUAUCCAUCUCAUGGAGAUGGCGCCGUAUCCGGAGGUCGCACUACCAGCUGCGGAUCGACUUCUUCGACUCGUGCCAGAUGGUUCGCACAUGCUGCAUAUGCCUAGCCAUAUCUAUGUCGCUUGUGGUGACUACCGAGCGGUUAUUGAUUCGAACAACCAGGCCAUGGCUGUCGACGACAAAUACUUUGCCAGAGAGCCCGGCACCCUCUUGUAUAUCAUGUACCGAUCGCACAACAUUUACGUAAAGGUCUAUGGUGCAGUCAUCUCUGGGAAUUUUGCAGAGGCCAUCUCCGGCAUGAAGCGUCUGCAGGAAAUCCUCACCCCCGAGCUCUUGUCUAUAACCACUCCUCCUAUUGCGAACUGGGCAGAAGGGUUUCUGGGAGCCAUAGCCCAUGUCUUGAUUCGCUUUGGACGGUGGAAUGAUAUCUUAGAUCUACAGCUCCCCGAGGAUAAGGAGCUAUACGCGUCCACGACGGCGAUGAUCUACUAUGCCCGCGGCAUUGCUUUGGCGGUAUUGAAUCGCGUAGACGAAGCCCAAGAAGAAAGGAAGAAAUUUGAGGCUGCUCGCAAAAAGGUCCCCCCAUCUCGCUUAAACAGCCUGCCAGUUCGUGAGGUGGACGUCCUUGAGAUCGGAUCGGCUAUGUUAAAAGGAGAGAUCGAGUAUCGCCAGGGCAACUUUGCAGAGGCAUUCGAUCACUUGCGACAAGCGACAAAGUUGGAGGAUAACCUUGUCUACGCUGAUCCUCCGCCAUGGAUGCAGCCUGCACGACAUGCCCUCGGGGCUCUGCUUCUCGAACAGGGUCACGUUAGUGAAGCACAGCAUGUGUAUGAAGAGGAUCUGGGGUUGAGUGAAACCCUCCCGCGUCGGAAGGCAAGAUUGAACAACGUCUGGAGUCUGCAUGGCUUGUAUGAGUGUCUGAUUCGGCAGGGGAUGCAUGACAAGGCUCGGUAUAUUCGUGCUCAACGCGACGUUGCGCUGGCUUCGGCGGAUGUUCCUAUCAAUGCUUCAUGUUUUUGUCGUCUUUCGGCGGUUGAGUCGACCAAUGUUUGCUGUAAACGACUAAAGCAUGAUCUAAGGGGACCUGAGAGACGACGACAGAGCGACCAGCCACCCUCUUCAAAACUGAUUGAAUUAUUGCCUGAUCGUCCUCUAGCCGAAUACCUGAUGCGAUCGUACUUCUCAACCUUCGAGACAACAUUACGCAUACUGCACGUCCCAUCAUUCAUCAGCGAAUGGAAUGCUUUUUGUGAUCGGAGCGUAUCCCACGCUGACAGAUUGCUCAAUAACAAGUCUGAUAUCUUUAUCGCAAAACUCCUGAUGUUAAUGGCAUGCGCCAGCUGCUUCGCCACCGAGAAGACAGAACCACUGGCAUCCGCGGGCUUCAGCCCGCAGUCACUGAUACAGACAUGUCAUACUUGGAUCGCAGCAGUCACCACAUGGCUAGCAGCCAUGACAAGCCACGCCCAACUGAAUUUGGAUGUGAUCCAGCAAGCAACCGCCCAAGACGGCGAUCUAGCCAGCCUGGCGUCCGGAUCCCUACUCCGCGAAGCGAUGCUAACGGGUCUUCAUCGGGAUCCAUGCAACUUUCCCAGAAUUUCCCCGUUCUGGGCCGAACUACGCAAACGCCUCUGGCUAACAGUCAUCGAGCUGGAGCUCCAAGCCUCUCUGUACAGCGGGAUACCAUUGGCAGUAUCAUGGGACGAAUUUGACAGCCCCUUGCCAUCUGACAUUGACGAUGAGGACAUUAUCAUCGACUCGCUCCAUCUACCUCCCUCGAGGCAAUCGAAUACCCUAACCAGAACAUCCUUCCAGAUUGCUCUAGCGCAGACACUAGAGACUCGAAUAGCUAUAUCCAAAAUGGUCAACCGGGUACGCCUGAGCGCGACUUACAACGAUGAAGUCACCACCCUCAGCGAACGCCUGACAACAGGACUGGCGCAGGCUCCAGCAGACCUCCGAGACGACACCAGUACAUCAACCUCACCUAACGACAGCAGCGUCAACACAGAGUUUCGCCGCUCAUUCUUCCUCUUCUUGCACUACCGCAGCCUCCUCGCCCUCCACCGACCCUUCUUCCUGCGCUUCACAGAAACCCAACUCGACCAGGAACCCUUCAUAAUCUCGCGACGAGUAUGCGUCCAGACCAGCCUAGCUUUGCUUUCUCAGCUAGAGCGCUUUCUACACCACCGCCCCAACAACAACCAGCCAUCAGCACCACUACCUAACAACAACAACCAAUUCUCCCCACACAUACACCACCUCAAAGGCGGGCUCUUCCGCGACGACCUCUUCCACGCGGCAGCAACAAUCUGCUUCGAGUUGCGCUUACAAACCAAAUCCCAUGACCGAGUAGUCGAUAUACCUUUUCCGGGGAGUAGUAGUAUCUCGAAGUACAUGGAUCAAAGCGUGUAUUACCAGCGGCUAGCGCUGUUCGAGAGCGUGGAGAACACGAUCAGGUAUUUUGAGGGGAAGGUGAGGGUGGAGAAGAGGGCGACGAAGAUGUUUAGUAUAUUGAUGAUUCUUUUUAUGGUGGUUAGGAGUGAGAUGGUAGCUGUUAAGGAUGGAAGUAUAGACGGGGGUGGGGGUGGGGAGACGGUGCCGUUGGGGGUUGAUGAUGCAUGUCCGGUUGCGUCGAGGAGGUGUAGGGAUGCGCUAUUGGAGGGAUAUCAAUGUCAGGAUGGGGAGAGAGGAAUCGGACGUGUUGGAGAGGGAGAGAGUGGUGGGGCAGAGUCUUCGCAAACGCAGGGUUUGGGUCCAAAUACAGCUGUAGAUGCGUGUCAUCAAAUGAAUGCCCUGCAGCCAAUGGCUUGGGACGAUGCUGCAGAUGGUGAUUUGAGACAUCUCGAUUUUGACUGGUGUUUCGCGCUUGAUCCGUUGUCGCCUUAUCCGAUGAAUGAUUGGGCGGGUUUGCAUCCUCUAAUGAUGUGA